AUGUAUCGAGCUAAGCUACAAGAGGGAAAUGGGGAAGAAUUUGGGAAAACGACCUGCACGUCUGAGAUCCAGGCAGCGUUUAUCCUCUCCUCCUUUGUGACCUUCUUCAGUGGCCUCCUCAUCUUAUUCCUGUGCAGACUACUCUGGAAAGUCAUAAAAAAAGGGGGAAACUUCCAGGGAACCGGAUUUAUAUUGGACUUCCUCACAUCAGGCAGCUUUGCCAGCAGCCCUAUAAGAAGGCUUUAUUUUUAUGGAGUAUUCCGUGAUCGUAUAGAGAUGUUGCUUUCAGCACAGACUUUUGUGGGGCAAGUGCUGGUGAUUCUUGUGUUUGUACUAAGCAUCGGGUCUCUUAUAAUCUAUUUCAUCAAUUCUACUGACCCUGUUGGAAGCUGUUCUUCAUAUGAAGACAAAACAAUCCCUGUGGAUUUGAUUUUCAAUGCUUUCUUCAGUUUCUAUUUUGGGUUGAGAUUUUUGGCAGCUGAUGACAAGAUCAAGUUCUGGUUGGAGAUGAAUUCCAUUGUAGACAUUUUUACCAUUCCACCAACCUUUAUUUCUUAUUACUUGAAGAGUAAUUGGCUAGGUUUAAGGUUUCUAAGAGCUUUGCGACUGCUAGAACUCCCUCGAAUCUUGCAAAUUCUACAAGCCAUCAAGACCAGUAAUUCAGUGAAGUUUUCCAAACUGUUAUCAAUAGCUCUCAGUACGUGGUUCACGGCGGCAGGAUUCAUUCACCUGGUGGAAAAUUCUGGUGAUCCCUGGCUCAAAGGUAGAAAUUCACAAAAUAUAACAUAUUUUGAGUCCAUUUAUCUGGUCAUGGCAACAACGUCAACCGUCGGCUUUGGAGAUGUGGUAGCCAAGACAUCCCUAGGACGGACCUUUAUCAUGUUCUUCACCCUGGGGAGUUUGAUUCUAUUUGCCAAUUAUAUCCCUGAAAUGGUGGAACUUUUUGCUAACAAAAGGAAAUACACCAGUUCCUAUGAAGUGGUCAAAGGGAAGAAGUUCAUUGUGGUCUGUGGAAACAUCACUGUAGACAGCGUGACUGCUUUCCUGAGGAAUUUUCUACGCCACAAGUCAGGGGAAAUCAACACUGAGAUUGUUUUUCUGGGAGAGGUCACUCCUUCUUUGGAAUUGGAAACUAUAUUUAAGUGCUACUUGGCCUAUACAACUUUUAUCUCUGGAUCUGCACUGAAGUGGGAGGAUCUGAGGCGAGUUGCGGUGGAGUAUGCAGAAGCCUGCCUGAUUAUAGCCAACCCCUUGUGCAGUGAUUCACACGCUGAAGACACUUCAAAUAUUAUGAGGGUGCUCUCUAUCAAGAACUAUUACCCUAGGACUAGAGUCAUCAUACAAAUUCUUCAGUCCCAUAACAAGGUUUUCCUGCCAAAGAUUCCCAGCUGGAAUUGGAGUACUGGAGACAAUAUCAUCUGUUUUGCUGAAUUAAAGCUUGGAUUUAUGGCCCAAGGCUGUUUGGUGCCAGGCUUGUGUACCUUUCUAACGUCUUUAUUUGUUGAACAAAACAAAAAGAUUUCUCCUAAACAGACCUGGCAAAGAUAUUUCUUGAGUGGCCUGAAGAACAAAAUCCUGACUCAACGUCUCUCUGAUGACUUUGCUGGAAUGAGUUUUCCUGAGGUUUCCCGGCUCUGCUUUGUGAAGAUGAACCUCAUGCUGAUAGCCAUCGAAUACAAGUCCCUCUUUCAGAGUGGUUACUGUGGUCUGAUACUAAAUCCACCUGCACAAAUUAAGCUACGGAAGAACACAUUAGGGUUCUUUAUUGCUGAAUCUUCAAAAGAAGUCAGAAGAGCCUUAUUUUACUGUACCACCUGUCACAGUGAUGUGUAUAAUCCUGAGCUAAUUGAAAAAUGUGACUGCAAAAGUAAGAGCCGACAUCACCUCUCAGGAAUCGGUGUGUCUUCAGCUAUGAGGACUUUUCUAGGUCAUACAGAGCAAGAAUAUGACAGACUUGAUAGCACUGGCAUGUUUCUGUGCAGAGCAAUCCCUUGGAAACGGUUAACUUUGAAACGAUCUGAAAAGUCAAAACAUGAGUUUCGGAACCACAUCAUAGCAUGCAUAUUUGGAGAUGCCCACUCAGCUCUGAUGGGACUUCGGAACUUUGUGAUGCCCCUAAGAGCUAGCAACUAUACCCGGCAGGAGCUGAAAGAUGUGUUCCUUGGGUCUCUGGAUUAUAUGCAGAAAGAAUGGCGAUUUCUCCGGAAUUUUCCCCAGAUAUACAUUCUGCCUGGAUCUGCACUGUAUCCUGCAGACCUGCAUGCAGUCAACAUAGAGAAAUGUUCCAUGUGUGCUAUCUUAGCUCCCCCACCCAAGCCAUCAAGCAGCCAAACUCUGGUAGACACCGAGACCAUCAUGGCCACUCUCAAUAUCGGAUCACUACGGAUCAUCACUUCUACUGAGAAUCCUUUAACACAAGAAAGGAGUACGACGCAUGACUUCAGUGACUCUUAUAGGAAAUCAAAAUACCGACGAAUCCCCAUCCUCACUGAACUUAAAAAUCCUUCCAACAUCCACUUUAUUGAGCAGAUUGGUGGACUGGAAGGGAACUUCACAGGAACAAGCCUGCAUCUGAGCACUUCCUUUUCCACAGGCGCUGUCUUCUCUGGCAACUUCUUGGAUUCCCUCCUGGCCACGGCCUUCUACAACUACCAUGUCCUGGAACUACUUCAGAUGCUGGUGACAGGAGGGAUAAACUCUCAGAUGGAACAACAUUUGGAUAAGGAGAAGUUCCUUGGGGUGACCGACAGCUGCUCUACGUUUUCGUCUGGAAGAACGCGGUGUAAACUAGGGCUUCUGUCCUUAGAGCAAACCAUUUUAUCAGACAUUCAACCAAGAAACACCUUUGGACAACUGUUCUGUGGCUCAUUAGAUUGUCUUGGAAUCUUAUGUGUUGGCUUAUAUCGCAUGAUAGAUGAGGAGGCGCGCAACCCAGAAAACAGAAGGGGAGUGUUUGUGAUUACCCGACCAGCCAAUGAGCUUAAGUUGCUGCCCUCAGAUCUUGUGUUUUGUGCCAUCCCUUUCAGCACUGUCUGUGAAAAAAAGGAUGGUGAUUCAUCUCAACCACCAUAUGAAGCUGUAAAUAUUGUACCAGUAGAAUCACAGAAGAAUAUAGACCUAAGUUAUUAUCCUGCAGUUGACCGAGUGAGUGAGAGUACACCACGGAGAUUGUUUAAUUCAGUCCAACCUUUGGAGGCAAAUCCUGUUUUCUUUUCUGAAUCUGAACAAGUAAUGCCUAGUCCAAAUUAUAGGUUCUCAUCUGAGAUAGAGGAAGAUGAAAAUGUGAAAGAAAAUGAAGAGGGAAACAUGAAGGAAACCCUGAAGGAGAAUGCUCCUUAG
This is a messenger RNA of Sciurus carolinensis (gray squirrel), 3339 nucleotides long. RefSeq names its product potassium calcium-activated channel subfamily U member 1 (gene Kcnu1). Gene Ontology annotation, cellular component: membrane. Lineage: Eukaryota; Metazoa; Chordata; Mammalia; Rodentia; Sciuridae. Gene Ontology annotation, molecular function: monoatomic ion channel activity. Gene Ontology annotation, biological process: transmembrane transport; reproductive process; potassium ion transport. The record is from RefSeq and is a predicted model, not a curated record.